AAACCCUCAGUGCUUCUCAGCAGGGAGAGAGGGAGAGAGAAAUAACUCUCGAGUUCACAGUGAGUCAAAGAAAAGCUGCUGCUGGACAGACUCAGGCAAUAAGGAGACGUGUUUAUAUCCACAGACUGCUCUAGCAUCUCUGAGAAGAUUGUGCAAAAGGAAUAGAAACCUCUCGCCACAUCCCAGCCAUCAAUCAUGAAUGAAAACCACUUGGCUAUCGACAUUCUGCUCUUGUGUAUAUCCUGUGGAACAAGUGCACUGGCAGCCUUCAAUCCCACUGCCUCUUCAUCUCUUCCAGCAACCAAUUUCACUGAUAUUGGCUCUGCGCCUCCAAAAUAUCUCACUGAAGCCGCAAACCUUCCCAAAACCAGACGGAAACGUUAUAUUUCCCAGAACGAUAUGCUUGCGAUACUUGAUUACCAUAAUAAAGUAAGAGGGAAAGUUUUCCCUCCAGCCUCAAACAUGGAAUAUAUGGUCUGGGAUGACACUCUUGCAAAGACGGCUGAACAGUGGGCAUCCACGUGUAUUUGGGAGCACGGUCCUCGCAAUCUUCUUCGAUUUCUGGGUCAGAACCUUUCAGUCCGAACUGGAAGAUACAGGUCCAUUUUGCAGCUUGUAAAGCCCUGGUAUGAUGAAGUGAAGGACUAUUCUUUUCCCUAUCCUCGAGACUGCAAUCCCAGAUGUCCCCUUAAGUGCUACGGGCCUAUGUGCACUCAUUAUACACAAAUGGUGUGGGCAACCUCAAAUAAAGUAGGAUGUGCCAUCAACACAUGCCAUAAUAUGAAUGUUUGGGGCUCAGUAUGGAAGAGGGCAACAUACUUGGUGUGCAACUAUUCUCCAAAGGGGAACUGGAUAGGUGAGGCCCCGUAUAAAGUAGGUGUUCCUUGCUCCACAUGCCCUCCGAGCUAUGGAGGUUCAUGCAGUAACAACAUGUGCUUUCCUGCUGUGAACUCAAAUUACCUGCACUGGUUUAAAUAAACACAGACAGAAUGCACAUGCCCCAUCACAGAGACACUGUCCCUCAUGGGAAUUUGCACAACAUUCCUGUAUCACCCUGUUUUUUUUUUUUUUUCUUUUCUUUUUUUCUUUAAUAUAUGGGCCAUAUAGGACCAUGGGUUGCAAGGCAGCAUUAUUUUUAAAGAUAUGUAAAUAACUUAUUUUUCAAUGUUUAUACCAUGUAUUAUAUUGUUUUGAGUAUAAACCCAGUGGUUUAUUUCCUGAGAGGGACUCUACUGUGAUCUGUCAAGACAUGAUUGGUGCUUACAGUAUUCAACUGUAAAGGCCCAUUCACACCAAGGAUGAUAACUAUAAAGAUAACGAUAACGAUAUAGUUCUAAAAAUCAUUAAAGAAUAGAAGAGUCCAUACCACAGCUAUAAUUCUUGGAAUAACUUUUUUCAAUUUUUUUUUACAAACACUGACACCCAGUCAGAAUCCAUCUUGCUAUAAUGAGCUGGAGAAUUUAAAGCGGCAGAGGUGCGUGCACUUAAUUUUUGUAAUCUUUAUAGUUUUCGUUCUUGGUGUGAACUGGUCUUAACUGUACUCUGAGAACACAAGGUGCAAUUGCCAAAACUCCCAUCAGGCUUUGUUGGCAAGUCUAAUGUUGCAAAUUGUCUGUAGUGCCAGACUAGUCUCAAUAGUUUAAAAGGCUAGUUCACCCAAAAUGAAAAUUCUGUGAUUUACUCAUUCUGAACUCGUAUGACUUUCUUUCGUCUGUUGAAGAAAAACUAAGAUAUUUUGUAGAACUAGAUGAGUUUCAGCUGUUUUUGUGUACAUUACUUUCAAACCUCAUUUAUGUCCUUUCUGGAGUUUGAAAGUUUUGGAACCAGUUGUCUUUAAUUGUACACUCAGAAACUGCUGAAACAUUCUUGUAUAUAUUUUCUUUUGUGUCCCACAGAAAAAAAGUCUCAUUUACUCCUCUUUAUGUCAUUCCAAACUUGAUGCAUGAAACAUUUACUCAUCUUCAUGUCGUUUCAAAUGACCUCUAUGACAAUAGAAGUCAAUAUGAAGUAUAACUAUUUGGUAACCAGCACUCUUCAAAGUGUGUUCUUUUAUGUUCAUGCAAGUUUGGAACAACAUUCAACAUAUCUCGUAAAUAAUGACAGAAUUUAAAUUUUUCAGUGAACUAUCCAUUUAAAUCAAUGCAAUCUAUUCACUUUAGUUUGUGCAGCUUGUUUUGUGUGAUGUCAUAUCUAUUAACCCUGGAGGUUGGCUUUUGGUGCUUCAGUUCAAAUGUUAAGCUAGCUCUUCUUGAAGUGAUCUGGAAACAACAGUACUUCGCUGGCUUGAAUACACUCCCUUGCAUUCUUAGUAAAGCUUUGCUUUGGGUCUUCCUUUUUGGAAGGUUUCCACAUGCUUAAAGCCUACUUCUUUGGGCUUAGAAAUCAUGGAAUGAAAAAAACUCUGAAUUUGCAACCCCAGAAAGAGCAUUUAGUGAGAUGGCUAAUCAUGCUGCACCCUCAUUAAAUGUUGAGGCGGAUUAGCAUGGAAAUAUAUUUGAUGUGUAAAUGCACCUUAAAAUUUUUUUUUUUAUUUUUUUAUUUUUUUUAUUUAGAAAGCUGUCAUUUACGGUGAUUUUUUACAUUUUAUAUUAAAAAAAUUAUCAUUUGUACAUACAUUUUAUUAUGAUUUCAGCAGUAUAUUCUCUACAGUGCAUGCAUAACAGUGGCACACAAUUGCAUUGUAUUGCAUUGUGUAGAUUUCACUCUUUGAACUGCAUCACACAAGCACUUAGGAAAUCUACCAGGCAGUACUCUGCUGUAAUCGGAACAUGGAGGAGGGGGUAUAAAGAGCUAUUUAUCCCUUUCCCUCCAUAGAUUCAGCUUGGUCAACAUGACUUCAUUUGAUUUUGACUUCAACAUGAUUUUCAUCUGUUAAAUUCUGUUCUGUAAAAUAUUAUUUGUCAUAGACUGCAUUUCUCACUGUGUUAAUAUGUCUUUGCAGACCUCAAAUCUUUUUUUUUUUUUUAAAUGUGCUAAACAAGUUAUGGUGCUAGUUUUAAUGAGCAUAAUGUUAAAUGUAUUUCCACCUAUUGUUAACACAUCAUAUACAGUACAAAAUGCCACCUGUAUUUCAGUAACACUCUAUUUAUCAUUUGAAAUAAGCUGUACAUAGCCCUUUUAUACAAAUCUAUCUAUCUAUCUAUCUAGAAAAUUUGUUAUUUAAACUUGUCAUUUUGUUCCUCAUUGCAGACUACACUGUUCAAAAGUUUGGGGUCAGAGAUAUUUUAAGAAAUUAAUACUUUUAUUCAGCAAAUUGAUCAAAAGUGACAGAUUUCAAUUUAAAAUAAAUGAUGUUCAUUUGAACUUUCUAUUCAUAAAAUAAUCAUAACUCCUGACAAAAAAUAAUAAGCAGUUUUUUUUUUUUUAUAAACUUAUAAUAACAAGAAAUGUUUCUUAGGCACCAACUCAGUAUAAUAUAAUGGUUUCUGAAGGAUCAUGUGACAUGAUAAUGGCUGGGGUAAGACUAGGGUAAUGGCUGCUGAAUAAAUUCUAUUUUAAAAUAUAUGUAGAAAAGUUUUUUUUUUUCUUUAGACAGAAUUAUUAUUUAACACUACUCUCUUUUUUAUUAUUAAUAAAAAAAUAAAAAACAAAUCAAAUAAAUGUGACCUUUGUUAGCAACUUUGAUUUUUCAAAGAUUUUAAUGACCCCAAACUUUUGAUAUCUUUCAAAUAACAGCCAUCAGCAACAAAUAUUUUUGGUGAGAGUUUUGGAUCAAGACUAGUUGUUGAAAGAGAAAUCAUCAGUGCAGGUCGAAACUAUUUUGGCCUUCGGCCUGCAAACAAAAACAAAUGCAAUGAGAAACCUAGUUAUUAUUUGAAGUAUAUGUGUUUUAUAGACGUUUAAACAAUACCACCACCCUUGCUGAUUAUUUAAAUGAAUGUUGUAUUUAUACUUUUUAAUCAGGCUGCUUGAUGACAUAUUUUGUAUUGUUGAAUAAAGCUGAAAACCAUUUUGCUUCACAGUUA
Molecule: messenger RNA, 3965 nt
Organism: Carassius auratus (goldfish)
Lineage: Eukaryota; Metazoa; Chordata; Actinopteri; Cypriniformes; Cyprinidae
Gene: pi15a
Product: peptidase inhibitor 15a
Exons: 6
Coding region: 196-978 (260 amino acids)
Cellular component (GO): extracellular region
Source: RefSeq, a predicted model, not a curated record